AUGCUAGUUCUUCCAGGUGCCUCUUCGAUCUCUAUACCUAAGCGGGAUACCCUCUUGCGCAGUAUUCAGCAGAUAUGUCAUAAAGUGACAUAUUUGGAUGCCGUUUGGAUUCAUUUGAUCAGGUGUCGAUCCGAGCAACUCGAGGCUGAGCUGUCACAGACGUCUUCAACGUCGCGAAAGACCUUGGACCGACUUCUGGCAUAUGGAGACGACAUUACGCUGGAUGGGACACAAUUAGCACUGUCAAAACACGAGAACGUUGUAUAUGUGCUGCCCAGACCAGGUUCGGUAUCGCCCUGGUCGAGCAAAGCGACCGAUAUCGCUGCCUUGUGCAAUCUGGGAGCUCAUGUAGAAAGGAUCGAGAGGGGCACGGCAUUCAUCUUCACCUCUUCCGAACCAAUUACGCUCUCCGACCUCGCUACUUUCUCUCAGCUCAUCCACGAUCGCAUGACGCAGGUCGCUCAGCUCACCCCACCCGAUGAGACUGGGCUGUUCGCGCAUGACAAACCCAAACCUCUCCGAACAAUUGAUCUUGCGGGAGUAGUCGGAGACGCGAAGGAGAAACUCAUUGUUGCGAAUAAGGAGCUUGGACUCGCCCUUGCCGCGGAUGAAAUAGACUACCUUGUCGACGCAUACGCCGCAGGAUCAGCAGCUAUGAACAGGAACCCCACAGACGCAGAGUUGUUCAUGUUUGCUCAAGUGAACUCGGAGCACUGUCGCCACAAGAUCUUCAACGCGUCAUGGACUGUCGACGGCGAAGCUCUGCCGUCUUCCUUGUUCCAAAUGAUCCGAAAUACCGAAAAAAUUAGCGGAGCAGGUACUAUUUCUGCUUACUCGGAUAACGCUGCUGUCCUCGAAGGGCAUCUCGCACCCCGCUUCAGCACCAUUAAGCACCUAUACCAAUCGCACGAAGAAGAAAUGCCCAUCCUCAUCAAAGUCGAGACACACAACCAUCCCACCGCUGUUUCUCCUUAUCCAGGGGCAGCCACCGGGUCAGGCGGUGAAAUUCGCGACGAGGGUGCUGUCGGGAGAGGCUCCAAGCCCAAAGCUGGUCUGUGCGGGUUCACCGUAUCUAACCUCCUCAUCCCCGGAUACGAACAGCCCUGGGAGACCGAUUUUGGCCGUCCGGCACACAUUGCUUCUGCUGUUGACAUCAUGAUUGAAGGGCCACUGGGAGCCAGCGCGUUUAACAAUGAGUUUGGUCGUCCAGCUCUAACAGGAUACUUCCGCACGUUUUCUGAAAGCGUGCCUGUUUCUGGCACGACGAGGGAGGUAAAAGGCUAUCAUAAGCCUAUCAUGAUCGCUGGCGGAUAUGGCAAUGUCCGACCCCAGUUUGCGAAGAAGCAGGCCAUCUCUCCUGGGGCGAAGAUCGUUGUAUUAGGCGGUCCUGGGUUGUUGAUUGGUCUGGGUGGUGGUGCCGCAUCAAGUCAAGUGUCAGGUGCAAGUUCUGCUGAGUUGGACUUUGCAUCGGUCCAGAGAGACAACGCUGAGAUGCAGCGGAGAUGCCAGCAGGUUAUCGAUUCGUGUGUUGCUCUUGACAAGGAAAGUCCCAUCCAGAGUAUUCACGACGUUGGCGCUGGAGGGCUGUCGAACGCGCUUCCGGAGUUGGUUCAUGACUCUGGACUGGGCGCUACGUUCGAGAUCCGGGAUGUGUUGGUGGCAGACUCUUCUAUGUCGCCCAUGGAGAUCUGGUGCAAUGAGAGUCAGGAGCGAUACGUCCUGGCCAUUGCUGCGGACAAGGUGGCCGUCUUUGAGGAAAUCGUCAAGCGGGAAAGAUGUCCUGCAUCCAUCGUGGGAGUAGCUACCUUGGAAGAAGAACUGGUCGUCACAGAUCGCCUUUUCAACCAGGAUGUCAUCCGGCUUAAGAUGUCGACACUCUUUGGCAAGCCUCCCAAGAUGUCGAGAAAAGACACAACACGGAGACCUGAUCGUAUUGACUUCGACUCCUCCCUUUCAACCUUCCUGCCGAACACACACUCCCUUCAAGAUCGUCUUCCUCUUGCAAUUGAUCGUGUCCUGCGCCUACCUUCAGUCGGCUCCAAGUCUUUCCUCAUCACUAUCGGCGACAGAACCAUCACAGGCCUCGUCACCCGUGAUCAAAUGGUAGGCCCAUGGCAAGUGCCUGUGGCUGAUGUUGCAGUCACUCGCUCUUCCUACGGAUUCGACGUCCUUUGCGGUGAGGCUAUGGCCAUGGGCGAACGCACGCCUCUCGCUCUCAUAAACGCUGCAGCCUCCGCACGCAUGGCUGUUGCGGAAUCGCUAACCAACAUCGUCGCAGCCACCGUUGGCGACAUAUCCAAGAUCAAACUAUCCGCAAACUGGAUGUGCGCUGCUUCGAAAGAGGGCGAGGGAGCGGCUUUGUAUGAGGCAGUCAAGGCCGUUGGGAUGGGAUUGUGCCCUGCUCUAGGGGUGGGGAUUCCGGUUGGCAAGGACUCCAUGUCGAUGUCUAUGAAGUGGCGUGAGGGAGAGGAGCAGAAGGAGGUCAGCUCCCCUCUUUCGUUGAUCAUCACUGCGUUUGCCCCUGUGAAGGAUGUCCGCACAACCUGGACUCCUCAGUUGCGCAAGGACAUUGAUAAACCCACCAGCCUCGUCUUCUUCGACCUGGCCAAGGGGAAGGAACGAUUGGGAGGUUCUGCUCUCGCCCAAGUUUUCAAGGAGAUCGGUUCUGAAGCGCCUGAUGUUGAGAACCCCGCUGUGCUGAAGGCCUUCUUCCAAGGCUGCCAACAGAUCAAAGCCAGCGAUCCUGACCUCGUCCUUGCGUAUCAUGAUCGAUCUGAUGGUGGUCUGUUCACUACAAUCGCGGAGAUGUGCUUUGCUGGCCGUGUCGGGGCUGAGAUAUCUCUUGACGCACUCCACUCUGACUCCAACCCCAUUCCAACCUUGUUCAAUGAGGAACUUGGGGCAGUUGUUCAGGUCCGCCAGUCGCAUCUUCCGCGCCUUAUGACCGUGUACAGCAAUGCUGGUUUCCCGUCCACGUCCAUCCACGUCAUUGGCCGCGUCACUGAUGAGCAGACUAUCACCAUCAACCACAAAGGCAACACCCUGUACGUCGGUGAACGUGCCGGGUUGCAAAAGAUAUGGGCGGAGACAUCUUUCAGGAUGCAAUCCCUCCGUGACAAUCCUAUCGCCGCACAGGAAGAGUUCGACCUCAUCCAAGAUAACUCUCACACUGGCCUCUUCUAUGACCUCAAGUACUCCAACACACCUUUACCUUUAUACACCUCUCGUCCAAAGGUUGCCAUCCUUCGUGAGCAAGGUGUCAACGGCCAUGUCGAGAUGGCUUGGGCGUUCACAGAAGCAGGCUUUGACGCAAUUGACGUGCACAUGUCUGAUAUCCUCAGUGGUAACGUCAGUUUGGUCGAUUUCCGAGGAUUGGUCGCUUGUGGUGGGUUCUCCUACGGUGACGUGCUGGGCGCAGGCAAGGGGUGGGCCAACUCUGCGCUUCUGAACGACACCGCUCGCCAGGAGUUCAAGGAGUUCUUCGCGCGAGAGACCACGUUCGCCUUGGGCGUGUGUAAUGGCUGCCAGUUCCUGAGCCAUCUCCGCGAACUUAUACCUGGAGCGGAGGACUGGCCCGAGUUCAAGCCCAAUAGAAGUGAGCGUUUCGAAGGCCGGGUAUCUAUGGUGGAGAUCGUGGAAAGUGAGGCGACAAAAGCGUCCGUCUUCCUGUCGGACAUGGUGGGCUCGAAGCUGCCAGUGGCCGUUGCACACGGAGAGGGAAGAGCCUCAUUUAUGAGUGACAGUCAACAAAAAGCUUUGGAGUCGAAAGGAUUGGUGGCUAUCCGUUAUGUUGAUUCGAACGGCCUCCCCACGGAGCUGUACCCGUUGAACCCGAACGGCAGUCCAGCUGGGAUUAAUGGCGUUCAGACGCCAAAUGGUCGCAUCUUAGCACUGAUGCCGCAUCCAGAGCGAGUUGCAGCCCUGGAGAGUAACAGUUGGUAUCCCGACAACCUCGUCGGAACGUGGAAGGGCGUAGGCCCUUGGUUUAGGCUGUUCCAGAAUGCGAGAAAAUGGUGUAACUAG
Molecule: messenger RNA, 4023 nt
Organism: Laccaria bicolor S238N-H82
Lineage: Eukaryota; Fungi; Basidiomycota; Agaricomycetes; Agaricales; Hydnangiaceae
Exons: 1
Coding region: 1-4023 (1340 amino acids)
Biological process (GO): 'de novo' IMP biosynthetic process
Molecular function (GO): phosphoribosylformylglycinamidine synthase activity
Source: RefSeq, a predicted model, not a curated record